Boleophthalmus pectinirostris (great blue-spotted mudskipper) is the source of this 777-nucleotide messenger RNA. Its product is annotated as nucleolar protein 8-like. NCBI's taxonomy places the organism in Eukaryota, Metazoa, Chordata, Actinopteri, Gobiiformes, Gobiidae. The record is from RefSeq and is a predicted model, not a curated record. Gene Ontology annotation, molecular function: RNA binding. The transcript has 6 exons. Bases 112 to 669 code for a protein of 185 amino acids.
GUUUAAAGUGUGCGUUUGUGUGUUUUUGUGUGUGUUUGUGUGUUUUGUAGUAAAGCGUCGCGGAGGAAGAGGAGAGAAGAGGCUCAGAAACUUCCAGAAGUUUCCAGUGAAAUGUUCUUCGAGGUGUCGGCCGAUCUGAAGGUCGUGUUUGGGAAAGAGACGGAAAACCAGGAGAAGAAGGACGAGGAAGAGGAGAAGAACUGGGACCAGGAGGAGGGAGGAGACGAGGAGCGAGGAGACGAGGAGGGAGGAGAGGAGACAGAGAAGGAGGAGAGCGGAGGAUUCAAAUUCUCAUUUUUUGGAGAUGAACCUGAACCAGAACCACAACAGACUGAGUAUAAAGUGCAGAGUAUUUUGGCCCCCAAGUUGUCAUGGCAACAGGACCCCAGACUGAACGACAGCAGCGAAGAAGAGGAAGAGGAGGAGAGAGGAGAAGAAGAAGAGGAGGAAGAGGAGGAGAGAACUGCACCAGAGGAAUCUACAGAAGCGUCGUCGAGUCUGUUCUUCUUCUCCUCCGGCGACCCGCGGCUCACAGACGGACCUCGAUGGUUCUGCAGAACUUCACUGGAGGAACAGAGAGAGACCUGGGACCAGACCAGGACCCAGCUCAGACAGGACUGUAAGAAGAAGCACAAAGACGCUCGGAGGAAACUGCGAGCGCCGCGCUGAGCAUCAUGGGAAAAAAAACAAAAAAACGUUUCUGUUUCUGUUGUAAUAUUUGUUUUGUUUCACAUUUGUAAAUUAAACCACUUAAAAAAAAUAAAACAUUUUAAACUG